AUGCAGCUUGCAACUGUUAUUCUUACAUUCUUUGCUACUUUCGCCCUAGCCGCGCCCAAUGCCGCAAACAACCAGCCAGAGAUCUUCGGGCGGGCCAGGACACCCACUCCCGGUAGCAAAUCCUCAUGUUGCGGAUUCACUGCCGAUUGUAACCGAUCCUGCUGCCCCGACGGGCCCUGUGGCCCUCCUGCAUAA
This is a messenger RNA of Colletotrichum higginsianum IMI 349063, 195 nucleotides long. RefSeq lists its product as uncharacterized. Bases 1 to 195 code for a protein of 64 amino acids. The transcript has 2 exons. The record is from RefSeq and is a predicted model, not a curated record. NCBI's taxonomy places the organism in Eukaryota, Fungi, Ascomycota, Sordariomycetes, Glomerellales, Glomerellaceae.